AUGUCGAAACAGCAGUAUAUUCUCGAUAUAUUCGAUACACGACACGAUGAUCAACGUCAUCAACGUUAUACACAUGGCCUACGUGCAAGAAAAAACAAAUAUCUAAGGCCACGGCAAUUAACGUCAUAUGCUCCGAAGCGCUCUCGAUCGAUUACACGAUCAGAAAAAGCAGAAGAACUAAUUGAUGAUCAAGACUAUGGUUAUCUCCUUGAUGAAUUCUAUUAUUCUCUUGUGAAAAAGUAUUAUUCUUCUUCCGAGUAUCGUUACGAUACACACCCAUAUGACCUCAGCAUAUCAAGAGCUAUUCGAUUGAACGAUGUUGACUUUCUUGGUGUAGCUAUUCGACAGUUACAAUUGAAUCAUCAACAAAGGAAUGUCAAUCGUACAGAUAGACGAAAUCGAGCAUUUGAACAUUAUAUACACUAUGAUCGUCAUACGAUGCUCACUGAUGCACUUGUGCAUGCGGGUCCACAGUGUGCCGAAGUUAUAUUAGAUGGCGUAUACGAUGGUUUUAUCUAUUCGACAAUCAUUGAUCAUGUUACUGGUAAUGGAAGAACUGCUCUUUGGUAUGCUUGCGAAAAAGGUUAUUUUGAUCUCGUCCGUGAACUUGUCGAACGUGCACAUGCAAAUGUAAAUAAAUGUGGAGUCUUAUUGGUUGCGCUCCAAAAAAAUCACAAAGGAAUUGUAAAUUAUCUGUUAAGUCAAGGAUGUGAUCCUAAUCGACGAGUAAAAAAUUAUAAUGAAAGUGCAUUACAUAUCGCCUCGCGUCGAAAUCAACUUGAUAUGGUUGAUCAACUGUUGAAAUAUGGUGCUAAUCCCAAUGUACUUGAUUAUAAGAAAAGGACGCCUCUGGAUUAUGCUAUACAUAAAAAACAUAUCGAGAUAGCUCGAAUUCUGAUUCAGUAUCAUAAUGGACGUUUUAUUAUGAGUCAAACAGGAUAUACACCGUUGAUGUUAGCAGCUAGUUGUAAUAACAAACCUAUUGUGAAUUUACUUUUGAAGAUAUUACCUGAUCAACAAAUUUUAGACGAAUUAGCUCUUUUGGCGUGUCGAUAUAUAAUUGAUGGGAAUCGGAGUAAAUGCGACGAAGCGUAUUGUUACCUCGAGAAAGCACUAAGUCGAGCAGUACCAUCGUGUAUCAAUACUCCUUGUGAAGCUUAUGAAUUUGUUACUGAAUGUCAAACACUCGAUGAACUUGUGUCAAUACGAAAUAAUGAUAACAAAUUACGAAUGUAUGCAUUAGUUGUUAGUGAACGACUUUUACUUCGAAAAGGUGAACUUAAACAUCUUCUUACCUUGAUUAUAAAACAAAGUGAUGUGUACAGAUGGCAAAGAUUAUUCUAUCGUUGUUUACAAUUACGAAUGCGUGCCUAUGAGUUGCUAUUACAAGCAGAAGCUAAUCGUAAAUAUGAUAUCAAAGUAUGUGAAGAGUAUCUUGCUCCAAUUGUGAGUAGUUUAUACAAAAUAUUGGAAACAGAGCGUAGAAUAUCUGUUCAUUUGCUGGUGCGUAUUUGGUCAUGGGUGUUCGACAGGAAACUAUGUCCCCUUUUGUUCAAGCUUCUAAUGAUAAUUUUUUAUCUUUUGGAAACGGGAAAUACUGCUAGCAACGAAAAAUAUAUUCUUAUCAGUCUCAUUGUACAACUUGUGCGUAAGAAGAUUAUUAUCCAUCGAGGACUUACUCUGCUGGGAUAUUUUGUUAAGCGAAUUGCAUCCAAUGCGAAUGAUCUUACAUGUGCUUCUGUUAAUAUACCAACAUUGUCCAUUAUUCGAUUGUUGAUAUAUGCUGGAGCAGACGUGAAUGAAACUAACUUAUAUUCAAAGUCAACACCAUUACAUUUGCUCUCGACGUGUGAUAACGAAAAUGGAGCAAAAUCAGCAAUUCAACUUCUUUUGGACGCUGAUGCACAUAUAGAUUGUAUAAAUGCUCGUGGUUAUCGACCAGACGAUAACACUUAUAACCUUGAAAUCAAGGAAUUCUUACGAAGUCAUCGAACAAUUUCACUCAAAUGCUUAUGCGCACGUUUAAUUGUUUCAAACAAUUUACCCCAUAAACAUUGUCUUUCAGCAGAUAUUAUUCAAUUUGUACAAANGACGCCUCUGGAUUAUGCUAUACAUAAAAAACAUAUCGAGAUAGCUCGAAUUCUGAUUCAGUAUCAUAAUGGACGUUUUAUUAUGAGUCAAACAGGAUACACACCGUUGAUGUUAGCAGCUAGUUGUAAUAACAAACCUAUCAUGAAUUUGCUUCUGCAGAUAUUACCUGAUGAACAAAUUUUAGAAGAAGUAGUUCUUUUGGCUUGUCGAUAUACAAUAGAUGGGAAUCGGAGUAAACGCGAUGAAGCAUAUUGUUAUUUUGAGAAAGCACUAAGUCGAACACCGCCAUCGUCUAUCAAUGCACCUUGUGAAGCUUAUGAAUUUGUUACUGAAUGUCAAACACUCGACGAACUUGCUUCGAUACGAGAUAAUGAUAAUAAAUUACGAAUGUAUGCAUUAGUUAUUAGUGAACGACUUCUUCUUCAAAAAGAUGAACUUAAACAUCUUCUUACCUUGAUUAUAAAACAAAGUAAUGUCUACAGAUGGCAGAGAUUAUUCCAUCGUUGUUUACAAUUACGAAUGUAUGCCUAUGAAUUGCUUUUACAAGCAGAAACUAAUCGCAAAUAUCAUAUCAAAAUAUGUGAAGAAUAUCUUGUUCUAAUUGUGAGCAGUUUAUAUAAAAUAUUGGAAACAGAAAGUAGAAUAUCUGUUCAUUUACUGGUGCGUAUUUGGUCAUGGGUGUUCGAGAGAAAAAUAUGUUCUCUUUUGUUCAAGCUACUAAUGAUGAUAUUUUAUCUUUUGGAAACGAAAACUACUGAUGGUAACGAAAGAUAUAUUCUUAUCAGUCUCAUUGUACAACUUGUGCAUAAGAAGAUUAUUAUCCAUCGAGGACUAACUCUGCUAGGAUAUUUUGUUAAGCGAAUUACAUCCAAUGCAAAUGAUCUUACAUGUGCUUCUGUUAAUAUACCAACAUUGUCCAUUAUUCGAUUGUUGAUAUAUGCUGGAGCAGACGUGAAUGAAACUAACUUAUAUUCAAAGUCAACACCAUUACAUUUGCUCUCUACGUGUGAUAACGAAAAUAGAGCAAAAUCAGCAAUUCAACUUCUUUUGGAUGCCGAUGCACACAUAGAUUGUAUUAAUGCUCGUGGUUAUCGACCAGACGAUAACACUUAUAACCUUGAAAUCAAGGAAUUCUUACGAAGUCAUCGAACAAUUUCACUCAAAUGCUUAUGCGCACGUUUAAUUGUUUCAAACAAUUUACCCCAUAAACAUUGUCUUUCAGCAGAUAUUAUUCAAUUUGUACAAAUGCAUAGUCGAGAGAAAAGCUGA
Molecule: messenger RNA, 3360 nt
Organism: Adineta ricciae
Lineage: Eukaryota; Metazoa; Rotifera; Eurotatoria; Adinetida; Adinetidae
Source: the annotation of a GenBank genome assembly